AUUAGACUUUAUUAUUAUUAUUAUUACUAUUAUUAUCAUGUGUGAGGAUGCAUAUAAACUCUGCUUUCUCCUCAGAACAGGACACAUAUAAAAGCUUAAAGGAGAGACUAGAGCAUCAUCGUGUCAAGGUGUUGAUUGCCACAUGUGUCAUUAUUGUGACCGUUCUCAUCCUUAGCAUUGGACUUGGAGUGGGACUGAGCUGUGCACAAAGAUUUCGUUGUGGCUCUUCCUCUCAGUGCAUCAGAUACUCAGCUCAGUGUGAUGGAAAGGUGCACUGUGACAAUGGAGAGGAUGAGAUUGGCUGUGUGCGUUUGAGUGGGCGAAGCUCGGUACUUCAGGUCCAGAAAGAGGGCAUAUGGAGAACAGUGUGCUCCGAGGACUGGAACAACUUGCUUGGUGUCUCUGCAUGCCAACAACUUGGAUACUCACGGUAUGUGGAGUCGUUCUUCAUUUCUCUCACUACUAUUGAGCAGGAACUACAACAAAACUUAGUGUCCUUCAGCUCAAACCACUCCCUUAUUACCAAACUCCAAAACACCACAGUGUUCAGUAAGACUCAGUGCAGCUCAGGAGCAGUGACCACUCUUAAAUGCCUGGAGUGUGGAUCUCGACCCCAAUACAGUGCCCGUAUUGUUGGAGGAAACAUUUCCAAAGUGGGUCAGUUCCCAUGGCAGGUCAGCCUUCACCACCGAAGUGAACACCUGUGUGGAGGUUCUAUUAUAACAUCCCGCUGGAUUGUCACUGCUGCACACUGUGUGUAUGGGUUUGCUGACCCUUCCAUGUGGGUGGUGCAUGUUGGAUUGACAGAUCAACCAGACAAUGGAGCCCAGUCUCUGACUGUGGAGCGGAUUGUAUAUCAUGCUAACUACAGGCCAAAAAAGCUGGAAUACGAUAUUGCACUGAUGAAAUUAACCCUGCCGCUAAUUUUCAAUGGGUUUGUCGAGCCCAUCUGCUUGCCUAAUUAUGGUGAGAAUUUUGAGGCCGGAACCUUGUGCUGGAUCUCGGGGUGGGGAGCAACAGAGGCCGACGGUGAGUUUUCCCUAAGUAAGCAUGCAGCUAUGGUCCCGCUUCUCUCCACUAAGACAUGUAACCAGCGUGAAGUUUAUGGGGGUCUCAUUUCCUCCUGGAUGCUAUGUGCAGGAUAUCUGGAAGGAGGAGUUGACUCCUGUCAGGGGGACAGCGGUGGUCCUCUGGCUUGUCAGGACUCAUCUGGAUGGAAAUUAGUUGGAGCAACUAGCUGGGGGAUUGGCUGUGCUAUGAGAAAUAAGCCAGGUGUUUACACUAGCAUCCCACAAUCACUAGGUUGGAUCCACCAGCAAAUGGAGGUCAGUCAAAUUUCAAAUGUUUCGGCAGCUAUCCCUUUAGGAAGGAAAACGAACUCCUUGUCAUUGUGACACACAUCACUACACACAACGAAAUCUGACCUGUGCAUUUAACCCAUCA
Messenger RNA from Cynoglossus semilaevis (tongue sole), 1443 nucleotides. It is a transcript of the gene tmprss3a, whose product is annotated as transmembrane serine protease 3a. Bases 48 to 1394 code for a protein of 448 amino acids. Gene Ontology annotation, biological process: proteolysis. The record is from RefSeq and is a predicted model, not a curated record. Lineage: Eukaryota; Metazoa; Chordata; Actinopteri; Pleuronectiformes; Cynoglossidae. Gene Ontology annotation, molecular function: protein binding; serine-type endopeptidase activity. The transcript has 11 exons. Gene Ontology annotation, cellular component: membrane.